AUAUACGGUCUUAUUCAUAAUCAUUUUUCACAUUUUAUCAAAUGCUUAUUAGAGGUUUAUAAAACGUUUGAUAAAAAUUGUUAUUCAUAAUCGUCAUUUAGCGCUAAAAUCCUCUUAUAACUGUGUGAUAAGUUAUCGAGAGCUCGGGCCUUGUUUAAAGCUCUAAUAAACCUAUUUUAACCUAACUUUUAUAAAUGUCAUUUCAUAUGAAUGUCACUUCGUUGGUUUAUUUAUUCAAAAUAUCCUUGCUGUGAUCCUUGCUUGUGAAAAUGAAUGCUAUAAAUGCAAUUGUGCAUUUAGCCAAUAAUGCCGACCCAGCGCGACGUAGAAAGCUCUACCGCCAACGAAGCAACCCAUUCGAUUUGCGGGACCUAAAUUUUAAAAUAAAAUAUAGGUUCAAUAAGGACACAGUGCGCACCAUCAUAGAUUUGGUGGAAGAUGAUCUGGUUCAGAGCGCUAGAGGUGGUGGCACGUGUCCUGAACUGCAAGUUUUAGUGGCCAUAAGAUGUUGGGGACGUCGUGAGGUACAAGAUGAUGCUGGUGACCUCCAUGGCCUAAGUCAGCCGACAGUGAGCCGGAUAUGCGCCAGAGUCGCGCAUGCAAUCGCGAAUAAGGCAAAUUCCUUCAUCAAAAUGCCUAUCACUAUAGGAGAGCAGGAAAGAAUUAGUGCCAAAUUUAGAGCAAUUAAAAAUUUUCCUGGGGUGAUAGGAGCCAUAGAUUGCACCCACAUUAAAAUUAAAAAAACCGGAGGUGACAUGGCCCAGUACUAUAUUAAUAGAAAAGGCUAUUAUUCCCUGAAUGUUCAGGUUGUCUGUGAUGCUGACCUCAAAAUAAUGGAUAUAGUGGCUAGAUGGCGAGGCAGUACACAUGACAGUCGAAUUUUUAUGGAGAGCAAUAUAAAACAACGAUUUGAGGAUAGGCAGUUUAGAGGACGCCUUAUUGGCGAUUCGGGCUACCCUCUUCUGCCAUAUCUAUUUACACCUAUUUUAAGGCCUAGUCGUCCAGAAGAAGAAGCAUACAAUAAUGCUCACAUCUCAACUAGGAACACUGUUGAAAGGUGUUUUGGGGUGUGGAAGCAGCGGUUCCAAUGCCUACUCCAUGGCUUACCAGUAAGCCUCCAAAAUGGAAAAGCUGUGAUCAUAGCAUUGGCUGUAUUACAUAAUAUAGCCAUUGAUAUGAAUGACACAUUGUUAGAACAACAUAUGGAGCAGGUCCCUGUAACUCCGCAACUUUCGACGGAGAACAGUGUUCACGACAACCGACCUUCAUUGUUGAGGCGUAGGUCGCAGUUGAUACUACAAAAUUUUAUAAAUCAACAUUUUUGAAUGAUACUGUUCCUGGCAUCUUAAUGAAAAUAAAAAGAAUAUUUGAUUGAAAAA
This is a messenger RNA of Ostrinia nubilalis (European corn borer), 1379 nucleotides long. RefSeq names its product putative nuclease HARBI1. The record is from RefSeq and is a predicted model, not a curated record. Lineage: Eukaryota; Metazoa; Arthropoda; Insecta; Lepidoptera; Crambidae. Bases 270 to 1325 code for a protein of 351 amino acids. The transcript has 5 exons.